Molecule: messenger RNA, 441 nt
Organism: Schistocerca americana (American grasshopper)
Lineage: Eukaryota; Metazoa; Arthropoda; Insecta; Orthoptera; Acrididae
Product: nuclear pore complex-interacting protein family member B12-like
Exons: 2
Coding region: 1-441 (146 amino acids)
Source: RefSeq, a predicted model, not a curated record
AUGAGACGAAGGCAAGGAGACGAAGGCAAGGAGACGAAGGCAAGGAGACGAAGGCAAGGAGACGAAGGCAAGGAGACGAAGGCAAGGAGACGAAGGCAAGGAGACGAAGGCAAGGAGACGAAGGCAAGGAGACGAAGGCAAGGAGACGAAGGCAAGGAGACGAAGGCAAGGAGACGAAGGCAAGGAGACGAAGGCAAGGAGACGAAGGCAAGGAGACGAAGGCAAGGAGACGAAGGCAAGGAGACGAAGGCAAGGAGACGAAGGCAAGGAGACGAAGGCAAGGAGACGAAGAUUCAAAAGUCAUUUGUAGAUUUUGUAAAUGAAUUAUUUGAUGGAGAUGUUAGUGAAUUGGAUCUCUCUGAUGAUGGUGAUGAUGAUGAUGACGAUGAUGAUGAUCUCUGUACAGAUCUAGUUUACCGUGUUAGUAUGAAUAGGAAUUAG